UACCAUUUCCACGCCCACGCUUCCCCUGUUUCCCAUUUGCGCCUUUGGAGCGACGACGACAUUUUUGAGCCGCAACCACACCCGCCCUUGGCACAAAGUCACGACUUGGGAGCUGAUCCCUCUCCGCUUCAGUCGCCGCUACUGCAGCCCAGGGUGUGCGCUACUCCCCUACCACGUUGCAUCCCACCAAGAGCUCAUUCACCUCGCUCUCCAGCCUUGCGACACACACGCGCGCUUGGACCGAACGCCACAAACCCUGACCCUCAGCAUCACGCCUCUCAGCUCUUCCACUUAACCACAACCCACAACCUAUCACCCACGCCCGCACACACACAGACGUAA
This is a messenger RNA of Bipolaris victoriae FI3, 342 nucleotides long. RefSeq lists its product as hypothetical. The transcript has a single exon. The record is from RefSeq and is a predicted model, not a curated record. Lineage: Eukaryota; Fungi; Ascomycota; Dothideomycetes; Pleosporales; Pleosporaceae. The annotation marks the transcript as partial.